Penaeus monodon (black tiger shrimp) is the source of this 1465-nucleotide messenger RNA. RefSeq names its product extensin-like. The record is from RefSeq and is a predicted model, not a curated record. The coding region runs from base 76 to 1242 and encodes 388 amino acids. The transcript has 3 exons. NCBI's taxonomy places the organism in Eukaryota, Metazoa, Arthropoda, Malacostraca, Decapoda, Penaeidae.
GGAGGAAGACGCAGUUGCAACCGCAGCUUCAUCCACUGAAGACGGCGAAAUACGCUUGUGAACUUUGACUGUGAGAUGCUGUUAAAAGAGAUAGCUCUUGUACUGCUUGGCGUGUGGACCGCCUCGGCCGACCUAGACCUCGGCAGCUUCGUAGCUGGACGCCCCACUAACCAUGGGGUUCCGGGCGCCCAGACCUUCGGAGGUGUGCUCUCCUUUCAGCGGCCGCAAGUAGACCCACGACCCCCGAGCUUCCAGCAGCCGCAGGUGGACCCACGGCCUCCUGUCUUCAGCCGAUACGUGCGAUCCGCCAGCCAGCCACGCCCACAAAUGCAGCCAACACCACCUCCUGGAUAUCAACCGCGCCCGCCGGUGCAGCCGACCCCUCCCCCAGGCCACAUCCCCGCCCAGACGCUGCCGGAUGAGCUUUCGCAAGACAAGUCAGCGCAACUGCCGCCGAAGAGCGAGCUGCUGAAGUCUUUUCCUCGGCCGGGGAGACCGCACCCGCUCCCCGGGACUCUCCUGCAAGGCAGCGACGGAGACCAGAAGACGGCGCGGUUCAACAGACCCACUCGCCCAGGAGGCAUUCCUGGCGCAGGUGUCGGUCGCCCCGAGCCCCUGCCUGGCCCCCUGCCCCAGUGGCCCCAGACGCUCCCCGCGCCCUUGCCCGGGACGCCCGUCGUCCUCCCGGGAAUCCUACCAGUGAUCCCAGAGACCUUGCCGGCCACGCUCCCGGAGGAAAAGGCCGCAUCCCUACCGCCCAAGUCUCAGCUCACCAAGCCGGCCUCUCACCCUCAGCCCCUUCCAGCUGCCCUCCCUCAGGGCGUCCAGACCCUGCCCGCUGUGCUUCCAGGCCGCCCUCAGACGCUCCCAGCUGACCUGACGGAGGGGAAGACCUCCCCCCUGCCCCCUAAGUCAGAGCUCACCAAGCCGGCCUCUCGCCCUCACCAGACCGAAGACAACGAUGGUUUCGCCCCCCUUCCAACGGGCCCUCAGGUCCAGCCCAGACCGCCUCCCCGGGACCUUACCAAACCCGCCCCCCGACCACCUCGCCCGCAGGUGCAGCCCACGCACCCGUCAGGCUUUCAGCCCGCGCAGACCUUGCCAGUGGAGCUUCCAUCAGACAAAACAGCGCAGCUUCCUCCCAAAUCGGAGCUUCUGAAGCCCGCCUCCCGACCGCCUCGCCCUCAGGUGGACCCAAAACCCACCCCGGGACAACUCACCAAGCCAACCACUCAACCCUAGAGCUUCAAGAUGCGUCCCGUAAAGUCAGCAGCAUGCCGUUACCAAGCAACAGAUUGAUAAACGUCUUUAAAGAAAAAUAUUGUCUGCCACAGCAGAUGAAUCACAUUUUUUAUCCAGUCAUAAAUUACUUAAUUGAAUAUGAAAUGCAAAUAUUGUCACACUUUUACUGUUAUUGUGUUUAUAUAGAAUAUAAAAUUAUGAUAAACAAACGUGUUGAUAUUGA